AUGCAGCUAAGAAAAGAAAAAGACCGCAGAACAGUAAAAGAGGAACUGCAAGAGUUUGAGUCCCAACCUCACUGCCGCCGUGAGGUUUCCACAGGAGUCCCGUCUGACAUUUUGGUCAAAAGAGGAAUCCUUGUUGGGCUUCCUGUGUGUUUGACAAAAGAGAUCAAAAUGGCGGACGAGUCGCCUGGGGCUGUGCUGUUUGGAGAUCAUGCGGGUAAUGAAGCAGGUGCUGUUCGGCGUGUAGAUGAGUUGGUGGCUGAUGAGGGUGCUGAUAGACUUGCAGAUGAGGUGGCCAGUGGCGAGGGCGCUGGUAGACAUGCAGAUGAGUUGCCCGGUAGAGAGGGUGCUGGUCGAGGUGCGGAUGAGUUGGCUGGUGGUGUGCAUGGUGCUGUACUGGUAGGGGACAGUGACGAAGAUGGUUCUGUAUUGUCAGGAGAUGACGGUGUUGGUCAUGGAGAACCAUACCAACCCAACAACAGCGGUUUGGCUAUUAACUGUUACGGAAUGAGUGAAUCUGGUACAACAGAGAUAGGACCAGGUGUCCUAAACUAUUUUACAUGUCAGUCACCCUGCAUUUUUCUAAGAGGUAGAUUAAAUCCUAUGGUCGAAUUUCAGCAAUUUUGGGGAGCUGUCGAGGCAUCCAACCCUUGUUUGCCAAUCUCGGUACUGCCAGUACCCAUUGCAGUGUUUUUACUGCAGAUUCAAUUGCAAACAAGGGUUGGAUUCCUGAUCGCCCUCAAUUGGGCAUCAACAGAAACCAGUUUCCCAUGGUUGACAUCAGAUGCAACCAGAGUAAUUUUAGAAAGAGGUCUUGUCUGGGGUGGGUCCACCUCAGAUUCUGACAGGACUUCUGGCUUCUAGGGUGGCACAUUUGCACCGUUAAUGAGGUUUCUCGAGUGCGUUAUAGUAGCAUUACCUGCGGCAGUCGGCGAGCCCUUUACAGAUGCGCAAGUUCUUUGUAUUAUUGAUAUGGCUGACGGUAAGUUAUUACAUUUGUGUGCCCAGGUAAGCAACAGUCCUUUUAACACUCAUAAUUUACUAUUCACUACAGCACUGAAUAGAAGAUCAUAAAAAAAGUAUAACUACCUUCGAUGUUUCAGUAUCAGCAUCCCAUCUAGAUACAAAUACUUAAAGGUUUUAUAAAUUGGGUAACAUAAGACAAAUCUGAUCAGGAGCUGCAAAAAAUAUUUAUUUGUUUAUUUAUUUAUUUACUAAUAUUUUCCCAGAUAAAUCCCUUCAGCAAAGCUGAUAUAAAUAGGUGACCUGGAUAACAAAAUUAUAAAGGAAAAGAAAAAUGUACCCCCUCCAUUAACAUUUAGGGCAAAACAUGAUUUUUUUUUUCAGUGACAGAGGAGGCUGAAGCUGCCAUUUUACGAAGAAGAGAGAACAUGUAAACCAGUUAAUUAAACAUUCGAAGAAGAGAGAACAUGUAAACCAGUUAAUUAAACAUUCGAAGAAGAGAGAACAUGUAAACCAGUUAAUUAAACAUUCGAAGAAGAGAGAACAUGUAAACCAGUUAAUUAAACAUUCGAAGAAGAGAGAACAUGUAAACCAGUUAAUUAAACAUUCGAAGAAGAGAGAACAUGUAAACCAGUUAAUUAAACAUUCGAAGAAGAGAGAACAUGUAAACCAGUUAAUUAAACAUUCGAAGAAGAGAGAACAUGUAAACCAGUUAAUUAAACAUUCGAAGAAGAGAGAACAUGUAAACCAGUUAAUUAAACAUUCGAAGAAGAGAGAACAUGUAAACCAGUUAAUUAAACAUUCGAAGAAGAGAGAACAUGUAAACCAGUUAAUUAAACAUUCGAAGAAGAGAGAACAUGUAAACCAGUUAAUUAAACAUUCGAAGAAGAGAGAACAUGUAAACCAGUUAAUUAAACAUUCGAAGAAGAGAGAACAUGUAAACCAGUUAAUUAAACAUUCGAAGAAGAGAGAACAUGUAAACCAGUUAAUUAAACAUUCGGCAGAUUACUGCGAGUCGAUGCUUUUUUAUAUAAUCUCCCCAAAGGAGCUGUCAGUGACUCUAAACUCUAAAUUAAAAUAUUGGGGCAUCCCUUCAGCUACAAUUUGUGUGUUUGCCUGCCUUUUUUGCUGAAGUAUCUACAUUUUCUGAGUUAUGAAUUGUAGGACCCUUUCGCAUUGUCGGCAUUGUCUUUUUUUUAUUCUCAUUAGUGUGUUUUGUAAUUAGACAACAUUAGAUAACCCUUUUUUUAUUUACAGCGACAGAAGAAGUCUUCGAGAGGAGCAGGAUAGGGAAUACAUAGAAAGUCUCAGAAUGGACCAAGAAAGGGAUAGGGAAAGACAACGGUUGUUAGAAAUUGAAGAG
This is a messenger RNA of Nematostella vectensis (starlet sea anemone), 2323 nucleotides long. RefSeq lists its product as uncharacterized. The transcript is spliced from 11 exons. The coding region runs from base 1 to 861 and encodes 286 amino acids. NCBI's taxonomy places the organism in Eukaryota, Metazoa, Cnidaria, Anthozoa, Actiniaria, Edwardsiidae. The record is from RefSeq and is a predicted model, not a curated record.